AUGGAAAGAAAGCAAAAAUAUGCAAGAGCAGCAGAUGAUAUUGAUGGAUAUGGAAAUGACAUGGUUCUAUAUGAAAAUCAAACUCUCGAUUGGAAUGACCGAAUAUAUCUCAAAGUCCAUCCAGAAAAUGACCGAAAGCUCAAGUAUUGGCCCGAAAAUCCCAAGUCAUUUAGGUAUUUCUGGAAAUUUAGAAGAAUAUACCAGCAGAUCAAAACUGAUAGCGGAAGAGCUCCUCAAGUACAUGGCAAGGUGUUUGAACUUACCGAUGAUCGAUUUCUGAAACAAUAUGGAGACAGGCCAAUGGAACGGCCAUUACCAUUCUCCUACAAUAAAGAAGUUGAAGGCCUUCAAGUACUGAAAGACAAUAAAUGGUACCGAGUUCCCAUCAUGCCUUAUGCUCUUCUUGUCAUUGUUGGUGAUCAAGUAGAGAUAAUGAGUAACGGACUUCUUAAGAGCCCCGUGCACAGAGCUGUGACAAACUCAGAGAAAGAAAGGAUCACUGUGGCUAUGUUCUGUAGCCCAGAAUCCGGGAUUGACAUCGAGCCUGUUGAGGAGCUCAUAGAUGAUAAAAGGCCACGAUUAUACAAAGACAGCGAAGGAUUAUCUUGCAACUUACUUCAAUACUACCAGCAAGGAAAGAGACCAAUUGAUGUUGUGAAAAUCUAA
Molecule: messenger RNA, 666 nt
Organism: Nicotiana attenuata
Lineage: Eukaryota; Viridiplantae; Streptophyta; Magnoliopsida; Solanales; Solanaceae
Product: flavonol synthase/flavanone 3-hydroxylase-like
Exons: 4
Coding region: 1-666 (221 amino acids)
Source: RefSeq, a predicted model, not a curated record